AAAAAAAAAAAGUGGGCCGUUGCCGCAAGGUGCUGUGACUCUAAACGAUUUGUUGUGGCCCACGAAGGCAGGGGCAGGAUAGAGCGAUAAACGCUUUGGCGGACUUGUUAGUUGCAACUGGGCUGAGAUGGGUAUGAACGUCAUUACGUUAUUUAGCCCCAUUGAGAAAGGCAGCAAUGUGCCAGUAGGCAUCGAGUCCGACUGAAUUCAACUAAAGAAGAAGAAGUUAUUUAGUGUUCUGUUCUCCUAUGGGGAGAGAUUUCUUCUAACCAAACGAGCUCCUUCAAAACAUUCUCAUCGGUGUCCGGGAGACAUCACUGUAGAAGAUCUUCACCCUGAAAAGCACGAUAGCCUCCACCUUAAACAGGAAGAGGAGUCCGAGAUGCCGUACAUAAAACAGGAGGCAGAGCUAGAGACCACCGACAUGAAAGAAGAAGACCAGGAAGUUGAAAUCACCAAGUUUUCAAUAGAUGUCAGUGUGAAGAGCGAAGAAGACGAAGGACCAAGCGAAGAGAGUGAAUCAGCGAACCCUUCGAGCGACAGCUCAUUUCAGCACUUGACAACAAAAGGAGAGGGACGAUCGCAACCGGACGGCCUUUUAGCUCCGCUUUCGGACAGCGACAAUAUAACGUCACAUUCUUCUGACUUUAAUACUGAUGAGGAGGAGGAAGACAAAUCUUUAAAGAAGUCAUCAUUGAAAAGGGACACAAAGCAAUGUGCAGUUGGGAAACUUUUUCCCUGCUCACUCUGUGAAAAAACAUUUUCUUGGAAACGUAAUUUAAAAGUACACAUGCAUACACACGAUGAGGAGAAGCCUUUUGCCUGUACACUUUGUGAUAAAAAAUACUUCACCAAGUCAAAUUUAAACGUUCACACAAGAACACACACUGGAGAGAAGCCUUUCGUCUGCACACAUUGCGAUAAAAGAUUUUGUCAUAAAAAUGUUUUAGAAGAGCAUACGCGUACACACACUGGAGAAAAGCCUUUUGCCUGCACACUUUGUGGUAAAACAUUCACUCGGAAGGGAUAUUUUGUAUUGCACACAAGAAGCCACGCUGGAGAGAAGCCUUUUGCCUGCACACUUUGUGGUAAAAGAUUCGUUUAUAAGAGCGGUUUAAACAAACACACGCGCAGACACACAGGAGAGAAGCCUUUCGCCUGCUCAUUUUGCGAAAAAAGAUUCGCCGGCAAGGAACUUUUAAAAAUUCACACAAGAACACACACUGGAGAAAAGCCUUUUGCCUGCACAUCUUGUGGUAAACGAUUCACCCAAAGGGGAAAUUUAAACAUACACACACGCACACACACUGGAGAGUAGCCUUUCGCCUGCACACUUUGCAUAAAAUAUUUUCUCAGAAGAAUCAUUUUGAAAAACUUAAGCGCACACACACUGGGGAAAAGCCUUUUGCAUGCUCACUAUGAUGUAAAAGAUUCGAUGUAUCCGUUGUUUUGCUGACCCUGGAUCCAGCAGUGCCUCUCCAUUGUCUGUUUUUGCCUUGCUUUUUGAACACUGUCGACGAAUAAAUGAUCAACUUGU
Messenger RNA from Corythoichthys intestinalis (scribbled pipefish), 1537 nucleotides. Its product is annotated as gastrula zinc finger protein XlCGF62.1-like. NCBI's taxonomy places the organism in Eukaryota, Metazoa, Chordata, Actinopteri, Syngnathiformes, Syngnathidae. Gene Ontology annotation, molecular function: RNA polymerase II transcription regulatory region sequence-specific DNA binding; DNA-binding transcription factor activity, RNA polymerase II-specific. Gene Ontology annotation, biological process: urogenital system development; embryo development; regulation of transcription by RNA polymerase II. Gene Ontology annotation, cellular component: nucleus. The transcript has 2 exons. Bases 383 to 1318 code for a protein of 311 amino acids. The record is from RefSeq and is a predicted model, not a curated record.